This is a messenger RNA of Tuber aestivum (summer truffle), 1149 nucleotides long. The record is from the annotation of a GenBank genome assembly. NCBI's taxonomy places the organism in Eukaryota, Fungi, Ascomycota, Pezizomycetes, Pezizales, Tuberaceae.
AAUGCUCGGCUGCCAUCAAGGGUCGGGGAUGCCGCCUCAGAGAUUAACGGUAUGAGCAUUUUUUGGAUCAUAGUGCCAUUGUUCUUGGCAUGCAUGAUCCAUCCGAUCGGCUCUGCCUGUGGCUUCCGCCCAGCCUAUCGUCAUCAAGUUCGGAUUGGGCCACUCAUGUCCCUGUUCGACAUCUCACAACUACUAUACGAGAUACACAGCUACUACGGAAGUGCCCCGGGUGGUGAUAGCAUAAUUCGCCGAAUUCGCCGUACUAUACGCGAGGUAGUAGUGGUAAGACUGUACCGACAUCUAAGGAGCGAACAGGAUGACCACAGCAACCUAGAAGGUGCUUCGCUGACUGCAGCCCUACUCUGUCGCUUCGAGAAAGCUGUCUAUAGUGCCUGGAUCAGAGACAUAUUCUCCAUCAUGUUGAUAUUGCAAUAUGUGGGGCGUUGUGGCUUCUAUGGCAUUCCUGUAUCAUUUUCUCUGGUGACCGUAUAUUUUAUUUCAUGGAUCAUUAUGGAAAUGAUACUGCUAGUUGGUAAGGGCUGUGCCGCAGUGGAUCCUAGAGGGGUGGAUCCCCCAACGGCACAUUCGAGUUCGCCGAUUAUUUCAAAAUUUGCCGGGAUUGUGUUCAAGUUGUUCUUACUCCAGGUCAUCACGUUCUACACCGGGACAAUGAUAUUUCUCUGGAGAGAAAUCUUUCGUGGAACCAUGUUCGGACACUCAGGGGGGUUAUCAUUUCCCUCCAUUCGCUGUGCCGCGCAUCUGAGUGGUUUGUUUUUACCUCAACAUUGGAUAGGGCAUAUGUUUGCCUUUUACUUCGUCAUCCAUGGGACUGUGGAGCGAGUUGUAUGGUACUGCAUUUGAGGCGUAAUCUCCGGUCUCUGUUGGAUGUCUGUGCUCGCUUUCUGCCUUCCUUUUGCCCCCAGGAUGAUGUCUUGGGUUCUGGGACUUAGUGCUUCAAAUGCUAAUUAUUUGAUGUUUUUCUAUGCUUCCCGUUUACCUUGGCCUGGGGGAACAGGAGAGGAGGGGCUGCGCUGGGAGGAGGGGCCGCCCAGGCAGGGGUUCGUUUUCCACAGUUCGGCUUUCAUCUACGCUGGAGAAUUGGUCUUAUGUUAUAUUUUUCUUUUCGACCGAGAGGGUACAAGGAAGGCC